Messenger RNA from Cyprinodon tularosa, 1491 nucleotides. Its product is annotated as asc-type amino acid transporter 1-like. The coding region runs from base 1 to 1077 and encodes 358 amino acids. Gene Ontology annotation, cellular component: membrane. Gene Ontology annotation, molecular function: L-amino acid transmembrane transporter activity; neutral L-amino acid transmembrane transporter activity. Gene Ontology annotation, biological process: D-alanine transmembrane transport; D-serine transmembrane transport; amino acid transmembrane transport. The record is from RefSeq and is a predicted model, not a curated record. NCBI's taxonomy places the organism in Eukaryota, Metazoa, Chordata, Actinopteri, Cyprinodontiformes, Cyprinodontidae. The transcript has 8 exons.
AUGUGUCUUUCAGUAUUGCUGACCUGGGUGAACUGCUGUAGUGUCCGUAUGGCUACCAGGAUCCAAGAUAUUUUCACAGUGGGAAAACUUAUGGCCUUGGGCCUUAUCAUUGUUGUGGGUCUGGUCCAGAUCAGUAAAGGAAACUAUGAGGCACUGACUCCUCAGGUUGCCUUUUCAAUAAACAGGAUACCAUCCAUUGGACAGAUCGCUCUGGCCUUCCUGCAGGCAUCCUUCGCCUUUAGUGGCUGGAAUUUCCUCAACUAUGUAACAGAAGAAGUGGUUGAACCCAGACGGAAUCUACCUCGUGCCAUCUACAUCUCCAUUCCAUUGGUGACUUUUGUGUACACACUCACCAACAUCGCCUACUUUUCCUCCAUGUCACCUGAGGAGCUGCUUUCCUCCAAUGCUGUUGCUGUUACAUUUGGUGAAAAGCUGCUUGGAGUCUUCGCUAUUAUUAUGCCGAUUUCAGUGGCUCUGUCCACCUUUGGGGGAAUCAAUGGUUACCUGUUUACUUCUUCAAGGUUGUGUUUCUCAGGAGCCAGAGAGGGCCAUCUACCCAGCCUGCUUGCUAUGAUACACUACAAGAAAUGUACGCCCAUCCCUGCCCUCCUCGUUUGCUGUGCGGCCACAAUUGUUAUACUGUGCAUCGGAGAAACACACAACCUGAUCAACUACGUCUCCUUUAUCAACUAUUUGUCAUAUGGUGUCACUAUAGCAGGUCUGCUGUUCUAUCGGUGGAAGAAACCUAACUUAUAUCGUCCUAUUAAGGUAAACCUCCUAGUUCCUGUUUCCUAUCUGAUGUUCUGGGCAUUGCUUCUUGGAUUUAGCCUGUACUCAGAGCCAGUCGUCUGUGGUGUUGGUUUGGUAAUCAUGCUUACUGGUGUGCCCGUCUAUUUCCUUGGUGUCCUCUGGAAAGUAAAACCAAAGUGUGUCUACAACUUUACUGCUUGGGCUACAUCAGUGGGCCAGAGGCUGUGUUUUGUGGUCUUUCCUCAGAUUGACCCUAUUGAGAUCGCCAGUCCUUCAGAAUGGACUGACCGCUCAUCUGGCAGAAACGGUUUCUUCAGCAGUUCAUGAAACUGCCUUUUCUGAACAUGCGAAGAUUGGUGUUCUGUUUGCUUUUUUAAAACAUGUUAGUUUGUAUGCUCAGACAUGCUUUUCCACCAUGGAGUCUGAUCUGUGAGCCUGAAAAAUUAAGCUUUUUCUCUAACAUUCAAGUGAAAAUGCUCACUGUCUGUUUGAUGUCUUCACUUUUGUUUCCAUGUAUUGUCUUUGAAGGAUCCAUGUGCAAAAGUCUCAUUCACUUUUUUAAUAUUUAAUUUUUCUGUAACACCACAGAACCCAGAUUGACUGACAUUUCCUAAUAACUGAAUUUAUUUUUUCUAAAUAAUUCUAGGAUGUCAUUGUGCCUUAAAGUCUUUUUUACACCAAGUCAAAACAAGUUAAAUGUAAAAAAAAACACUAAAACUACAGCCCGUUUUUUUUUUUUUU